UCAGAUUGGGAUAAUGGAACAACAAUUAUAAUAAAUAUUCAAUUCCAUUUACAAAAACAAAACUCUCUACAAUCAUUUUUGUGAAUUGUAUUAUCAGAUGCAAGAGAAUAAAUAUUAUAAAGCUCAAAGUAUAUUCUUCUAUUAAUUUAAUUAGAUUUAGCAGAUUUUGAAGAUUUGAGUAAUUUUAUUAAAGAGAACAGAUUUUAUCAUAUACCACUAAAAUCAGCUGAUGAAGUUAAUAAUUUACAAGAUAAAGUUUUUCCAUGGUAAGAAUAUUGUGAUAAAUUAAUGUAACUUAUUCAAUAGAAAAUCAAAUCAGUUAAUGCCAAUAUUUAGAAUUUUUUAAAAUUGAAUAACUUAUUAAACAUAGUUGGUUAUGGAGUAAAUGAUGAUGAUGCAUAUGUAAUUUAGUAAUGUCUAAAACAAAUUGCUUAAAGAGAUUCAAAUAUUUAAAGUGUACGUUUUUGGGGAAAGAUAUUAGCACAAAAUAAAGACUAUUUUGUAAUAGAAGUUACAAUGGAUAAAUAAAUAAAAGAACCUUAACCUGCUGAUUGUGAUGAGAAACUUAAUGAAUAUGUACAUUAUGUAACUUAAGAUUGUAAGACCUAUAAAUAUAUAAAUUAGUACUUGAAGAUUGGGCUUUAUUACCAUAAAUAACCAGGAAGUAAAUGGAAGCUAGUCGUUAUAUAACUUACUUAUUUAGUGGAAACUUAAAUAAAGAAAUAAUUUAAUAUCCAUAUUUUGAAGGAAAGGAGAAGCAUUUAUUAAAAGCUCAAAUAUUAAGAAUAACACAUGCUAAUUUAUUGGCUCCAAGAGGGUUGUAUAAAUAUGAGGAUGAAACAAAAACAAUAGGCUUUGAAGAUGAAUUUAAGAUGCCUGAAUCAGCUGAAUUAAUAACAAUGGAUGCUUGGGUUCAUUUGCCAGCAUAUAUUUUAAAAUAAGGAAGAAUAACAUUUUAUGAAGAUCCAUCUUUAAAGGAAGAGGAAUUGAAUUUGAUGAAAGAGUAAGAUCCUGAAUAAGAAAGAUUGAAAUCUAUAAAAGACGAUAAACGUAAAAGUUUGAUCACUAUGUGUAGCAUUUGAAUAGAAUGAAGGAAAUUGGUUGAUUAAGGUAUUUGGAGAAAGUUAGUAAUAUACAAAUUAAGAAGAAUAAGCAAUGAGCUAUUAAGUAGUUUUAUUAAGAAAUUAUUUAUGGCCUGGUGCAUUAACUGUGAGCAACGUAUUAAUAUAAUCAAUAAUAUUAAAGUAAAAUGAAUACAUAAGUGUAUAUUUUGGAUAUGGAUUGAAAAAUCAAUAGAACUCUUUUAAUCCAUUGUCUCCUAAAGACGUUUAAGAUGAUCCUGAAGAUAUAGAUGAAUAUCCUGAACCUAAUCCAAGAGAAUAACCAGAUGAAUUAGAACCAGAUAGUGAUGAUGAAAGAAGAAGAGAAUAGGAAAGAAGGGAAGCUGAAUUGCAAUAGUAAUAAGAAUGA
Molecule: messenger RNA, 1470 nt
Organism: Paramecium sonneborni
Lineage: Eukaryota; Ciliophora; Oligohymenophorea; Peniculida; Parameciidae
Source: the annotation of a GenBank genome assembly